AUGAAGUGGUGCCCGGGGCCCGGCUGUGAUUACGUGGUGGAAUUUGUCGGCAGCGGCCGAGGGAGCUAUGAGGCCGUCUGCGACUGUGGUUAUAAGCUCUGUUUCAAAUGUGGGGACGAGAGCCACAGCCCGAUCGACUGCGAGGCUGUCACCAAAUGGGCGGAGAAGAAUUGUUGCGAGGCGGAGAACACACAUUGGAUACUGGCAUAUACCAAGCCUUGUCCCAUGUGCCGCCGGGCCAUCGAGAAAAACCAGGGGUGCAACCACAUGACGUGCCGCGAGCCCUGCAGGUUCCAGUUCUGCUGGCUGUGCCUCAAGCCCUGGAGGGAGCAUUGCUCCGCCUCGUGCAACAUGUAUAUCAACACGAGCAAUGAAAACCCGGAGGAGCAGAAGAGAAAGCGUGCCAAGACUUACUUGGAGAUGUACGCCCACUACUACGAGAGGUUCGACUCCAACGACAAGUCUAGGAAGCGGGCCCUGUCCGACCUCAAAAUCGCCAGCGUAGACCACUUGGAUCGGCUGAUGAGCACGCAGGGGGAGACCAAGGCACAGCUCAAGUUCGUGGUGGACGCCUGGGAGCAGGUGGUUGAGUGCCGGCGAGUGCUCAAGUGGAGUUACGCGUACGGAUACUACCUCGCGGAAAGCGGGUCCCGCAAGCUGCAGCUGUUCGGGCACAUUCAAGGGGAGGCUGAGUCGGCGCUCGAGAGGCUGCAUGGAUGUGUCGAGAAGGAGUUGGGAGAGUAUCUGUCGGUUGGGUGUCGAGUGGAGGGUUUUCAGGGUUAUCGGACGAGGCUGGGGGACCUCACGGUGGUCACUAAGAAGUAUUUCGAAAACUUGGUUAGGGCAUUGGAGAAUGAUCUCUCUGAAGUUGUGCAUGUGUGA
Molecule: messenger RNA, 882 nt
Organism: Striga hermonthica
Lineage: Eukaryota; Viridiplantae; Streptophyta; Magnoliopsida; Lamiales; Orobanchaceae
Source: the annotation of a GenBank genome assembly